AUGAUUGGCCCGUACCUCCUGGCGUGGGCUUUGUGCGUGGCUCACGGCCGCCUCGGUCAUGACGUUCUGCUGACAGAUCCCACGGCAGAAGUGAACGCUCUCAGCGAUAUCGAAGCGGUGAAACGCGAGAGUUUCUGCGUCAAGAACACCGACCUUCAAUGGGCUCACGUAGACAUUCCGAACACUGAUAGCGAUCAGGUCCGCGAGAAAGCGCUUCUGGCCGCCAGACUGCUGGCGCUUCAGGUGGACACUGCGGACAAACGCACCCUCCGGCACUUCGUCACUGAGACACUUUCAUCCGAUGAGGCGGUCUUCUGUGCUAAGGUGCUCGUGGCCAACCUAACACAGAGUCAUCAUGGAGGGGGAAUAUUGGCCCAGCUGGGAACGGUGGGACACACUCUGCUCGUAGACUCAGAAGCGCGCAGGAACAACGUCAAACUCUCAGAUCCCGACUUCUUCAUCGGAUAUUCUCCAUGGCUCAAUGUGACAUCUCACUAUCUGACUGAGAAGCACCUGCAACGCACUCACGAGCAAAGACUGGAAGGAGGCAUAAUUCUCCGGGAUACGUGGACUUUACCAUACUAUUCGUGCGAGUAUCGGAAAUGGAUUGUUUCUCAUUUCGUUUGUGUGGACGAAAAACGAUUGGCGAUCAUGGGGGUCGACAUCGAUGUCUCCGACGUGGAUAUCGAUCAGUGCGAAAGCAGCGCCAGCACCCAAAUCGAGCAUCUAGCCAACGGGGUCGUGACGUUCCAUGGAACUCAUAAAUGCCAUAACGAAAGCACCGAAUGCGUUUUCACCCCGGGACGUGGAUGGGUUAGAGGAGCGUAUGUUUGUAAAUGCCGUAAAGGAUUCUACGCAAAUUCAACCGACCAGCCUUUCAACGGAUCUCUCGUGGAGGAUGCGUACCGCUUGCAAAACCACACAAUGACCUACUCCUGUAUACGGUGCGCCCCCGGCUGUGACAUUUGCACAGACGGAUCGCCGUGUUCGUCUCCUUACAACUGGGCCUUCCGAAUUUCUCUGCUGGCCAUAUCUGUCUUGUGUAUUCUCAUGACUCUCGUUAUCGCAAUUUACGUCUACAAAUAUAGACGGCUCAAAGUAAUCAAAUCAGCGUCGCCAGUGUUUCUCUGCAUAACUCUGCUCGGUUGCGCAAUCAUGUACUGCGAAAUGGCGGCCAUCUUUCCGGUUCUCGAUCGUUCAUGCUGUGUUGCUACAAAAUGGACCAGGCACAUGGGUUUCUGUAUCACGUACAGCGCCCUGCUGCUGAAGACGUGGCGCGUGUCGCUCACUUAUCGAGUGAAAUCUGCUCACAAACUUAAACUGACGGAUCACCAGUUGCUACACUGGCUUUUUCCCAUCCUGCUCGAGGUAGCAAUUUACCUCGGCACGUGGACCCUUUCCUCGCCUCCAGAAGCGAUCUUCAUCAAGGAUUGGUCUGGGCUAAAAUUCAAAAUUUGCGAGUACAAUUGGUGGGACCACACUCUCGCCCUCGGCGAAGUCAUGUUCCUCUUAUGGGGGAUCCGGGUCUGCUAUUCGGUGCGCCAUGCGCAAUCGCUCUUCAACGAGGCCCGGCACAUCUCAUUCGCUAUUUACAACAUCGCAGUUGUGAACACAAUGAUGAUGCUAUUCCACCUGGUCCUGCUGCCGGACGCCGGUCCGGAUAUAAAGUACCUGUUCGGUUUCAUCCGCACCCAGUUCUCGACAAGUGUGACCGUCGGCCUGGUGUUCGGUCCCAAGUUCUAUCGACUGCUCCGGGGCGAAGGCGACUCGUGGGACACGAGGUCUAGAGCCCGGGGCGUGUCGCUGAACGGGAUCACGACUGGCCUGAGCACCGAAGAGACGCAAAUUGAUCCGUACCAAGAGAAUGAGGAGCUCAAAGAAGAAGUUCAGCGCCUAGCGGCGCAAAUUGAAAUUAUGAAAAUAGCACACAUGGAAGUCAACAACCGGCAUCUGAAGCCAUCGGCCGCCAAAGGCAUCUUCGGCAACUCACCAGGACCCGCUGUCGUUAAGGCGAUGUACAUGAAAUUAGAAUCUGCAGACUCGCCCGGAAGUCGAGUCUCCCCGGCAGCCGAACUGGUGUCCGAAAGAGUUUAG
Galendromus occidentalis (western predatory mite) is the source of this 2094-nucleotide messenger RNA. Its product is annotated as probable G-protein coupled receptor CG31760. Gene Ontology annotation, biological process: G protein-coupled receptor signaling pathway. Gene Ontology annotation, cellular component: membrane. Gene Ontology annotation, molecular function: G protein-coupled receptor activity. Lineage: Eukaryota; Metazoa; Arthropoda; Arachnida; Mesostigmata; Phytoseiidae. The record is from RefSeq and is a predicted model, not a curated record.